Nematolebias whitei (Rio pearlfish) is the source of this 387-nucleotide messenger RNA. RefSeq names its product mediator of RNA polymerase II transcription subunit 23-like. Gene Ontology annotation, biological process: positive regulation of gene expression; regulation of transcription by RNA polymerase II. The record is from RefSeq and is a predicted model, not a curated record. NCBI's taxonomy places the organism in Eukaryota, Metazoa, Chordata, Actinopteri, Cyprinodontiformes, Rivulidae. The transcript is spliced from 4 exons. Bases 55 to 387 code for a protein of 110 amino acids. Gene Ontology annotation, cellular component: mediator complex; transcription regulator complex.
AUCUGUAACUCCUGGAAACUGGACCCCACGACGCUCCGAUUCCCUCUGAAGGGCAUGCUGCCUUAUGACAAAGAUCUGUUUGAGCCACAGACAGGGCUGCUUCGAUAUGUGCUAGAACAGCCAUACUCGAGAGAGAUGGUCUGCAACAUGUUAGGACUCAACAAACAGCAAAAGCAGCGAUGCCCGGUGCUGGAGGAGCAGCUGGUGGACCUGGUGGUGUACGCCAUGGAGCGCUCUGAGACAGAAGAACACUUUGAUGCUGACGUCGGAGGAACGAGCCAGCUGCUGUGGCAGCACCUCUCCUCCCAGCUCAUCUUCUUCGUGUUGUUUCAGUUCGCCAGCUUUCCGCACAUGGUGCUCUCGUUACACCAGAAGUGUUUCCCCUAG